CAGCACUUCCAGACACGUUUCUCGCAGAAAUUAACCUGUUUGGACUGAACCCAAAUCAACGUAAGCUUUAACUAGAACAAUCCGCAAAGUGCGUCCUACGCAGGACCAACGGCUGCAGAGUACCCGUCUCUCACACUAAAUUUCCUCCAUCUUUGACCACUCGUUAUAUAUCGGCAUAGCAGUACAGGCCCUUUAACGCGACAACCGGGAGGCAUGGCAGCGCGACCGCUCCUGUACUACCUUCCAUUAAUACCUAUUGGAUGCAUGAUAUGUAUGAUUAUUGGGGUGGGCGUCUGGGUCCACUACACUGUUGAGGCGCUUAACCAACUUGAUUACGCAGUCCGGCUGCUAGGCCCUGCUGUCACAGCCAAUGACCUAGACCGGGGAAUAGCGGCCGUGAAGGGGACAUCGGCAUCGUACCUCAUCUUUGCGUGCGCGCUGUUCGGGCUCGGGCUGUUCAGGAAGCUGCUGAGCCUGCAACAUGACAUGGCAGGUCCCAACGACAAGCAUCUGCGGAUCUACCGCGCAGCAAACGCUGCCGUACACUACAUCUGGUGGCUCAUCAUGGUCUGGAUUGUCGUACUCAUGAUGGGGCUUGCCGUACUAGCCAUCCUUUCCUGGGUGAGCUACCGUGCGGUAGGCCAGGUACUGGACAACCAGGUUGCCGUGCGAUCACAGUACGACACGUGGAUCGCUAGUACGGCAACCGAAACGGGAGUUAGUACGGCAUCAGUCCUUAGCUUGGAGCAGCUGGCGGUUGCGAGCAACGACACGGCGCUGGCGGUUAUGAUGAAGAACGGUUGGUCGGCGGCGCUGACGUGUCCCUCCACAUGCGCCAACCUGCAGCUCUUCCAGUUCCUUACGGUUGACGCGGGCCAGGUGUGCAUCUGCGACCCCGCGGUGUUGAAGCUGGUGCUGCAGGCGACCCGCGCGGCGCUAGACGCGGUACCCGGCAUCUUUGUGGGCAUAUGGUUCAUGUACAUCUUUGGCGACUUCUUCAAGACCAGCCUUGCAUGCGACUUCACACAUGCCAUGCGGGAUGCAGAGGGGAGUACGGUGGGCGGGGCGUUCGCGGGAGCGGCGCGAGGGGCAGCGGGUGGGGGACGCGGCUACUAUACGUUGUAAGGGGCGGGGGUGUACCUUGUAUUAUUCUUCGACUGCACCAUCCUGUGAUGAAUUCAUAUUUGGCAAUGGCAAUGCCGUGAUCAGGGAAGAUUGCCGGUAUGAGGUCGUAUGAGGUAUGAUUAUCCGUACGUAUCUUGUACAUGAUUGCAUGCAAGGCACGUGGGGUCCAUGGGGCCAUGCCGCCAUGCUCUGUGUUUUAUAUAUGGCGUGAGCAUCGGGCACGGCGUCGGGGACUUGGGGCAUGCUGAGAGGCGCUGACACUUCGCGGGUUAAUGCUGAACAGGCUGGAGGAUUGGAUUGGCUGUCCAUGUGAGGCGGCUUCCGGAUGUCACUCUGGGCCUGUUGGAUUCCCUAGCCUGGUAGAUGCCCGUUGUUUUGCCAAACACAGUCUGCUUGCAACUCCACCGCUGCCGGCGAACGGAACCUAGUGGCAUGGUGAGGGAGUUAUUGCGUGGAGAUGAUGCCUUAGGGCCCUUCUGUGUAGUUGAGUAGGACAAGAGCAAGCAAUUGGGAGAGGUUCGCAUGUGAACCGCGAGUACAGGCAAAACAGAGGUGACCCCUCCCUCAAUGGGCGAAGUCCCGCAAGAGGAGGAAAGCCGACGGCCAAUCUAACACAUGCUAAUUAGUCACACGGCUUCAGUCAUGGACGUGAACUUUUCAUUCCUCAGACGCCCCAAGUAAGCGGUCGGAGGAUGGUUGAGCUGGGGAGAUAUUUCCUGGUCACAUUCAGACUGCUAUUUUACGGCCGUGGCAUGGUAUCCAUUUUGGUCGCGAUGGCUACUUGCAAGGCUUGCCCCGUCAGGAGCACAAUGUUUACCUCCCGGCAUGUACAUGUUGGCCAUGCAUGACCCGAGCUUAUGUUCUCUCGCUUAUAGAACCCGGAUGGACUCCUGGCAAGCUAAAACGGUAGGCAUAGCAAUUCUAACUCAACAGUUUGUUAUGGCUAGGGUGUGGCAACAUCGUACCGAGCACGGGCUACGCACAUGUACCAGUGUAGCAUAAUCAUGGACAGCCUGACAACCACUAAUAAUUUGCUUUGAGCAAACUAUUUUCGGUUGCCUGGGGGCUUGCCAGACCUUGAGAUCCAGAGUUCGUACUAUUUAAACCUUACUUUCCAGGGCUGCUACUCGCCCAGGGCUCAGGACAGGCAGGGACCUUACUGGAUGAUACUUUCUUUGCACAUGACAUUACAAAAAUGACGACUUCCAAUUCGCCAGAGCGUUGUUUCAGCCCUGCCAAAAGUGAAGCGAUGGAUAUUGACGCGAGCAACAUUUCUGCUUUCAAGACUUUCCACAACCCUGCAAUGGACAUGUCAGUCAGCUGCUCGCUUGCCCAGCUCGCAGACUUCAAGGGCCAUUUGCAGAAUCUGACGCCCAUGCAAACAGACCAAGGCGAGCAUGGCCACUUUUUCACACCUUUUAGCAACAAGGCGUUUGAGACUCCAGCUGACAGCCAGGCGUUCUACACGCCUGUGGAGACGGGCGUGAAAGGCCUGCAUUCUAGGUCGGGCACCAGCGUGAAACCAGCAAGACACAAAGUAUCGGUAUUCGCGCUAGCCGAUGAUGCAGAUCCACGCAGCAUGGCUCAGCAGCAGGCAUUCUUCGGGCCAGAAGCCAACUUUGCGGUUGACGAGCUUCGUGACAAGUUGACCGCUUCAGCAGAUCGCGAAGCCGACGGUAAAUGCACAGGCGCACACCAACUGGCCAGCCUGGAACACGCUUGCGACGAGGAAGAGGCCCCGGUCAGCGAGCACGGCGUAGUACUUGAGGUUCUGCGUGUGGCUAGCCCUGAGUUGCACCCCGAGGGCGAGGUAUGCUCACCAGCCCCUUCCUCAUCAGCUGGAAGCUUCACGGCUGCGCAAAAAAUCUCGCCAACACGUCGCCUCUCCGGCGCUAUCACCGAGGGAGACCUGGUUGAGGACAGCGCCUGCUGCGACGUCUGUUCAUCACCACCUGCCGAGGGCAUCCAGGAGACCCGACCGCUGACGGCUGUGUCUUGCCCGGGUGCCGCUGCAGAGGAACAGCUGAACUCAGCAGCACUCUGCCAGCCUGACGUGACGAACGUCCUGGUGCAGGCCCCAACGACCGGAGCACCCAGCGCUGACAGUUUCCCGCCGGCAGCUGCCUGCCCUCUUGCCGUCGUCCACGAGCAGGCGGAUGCGAUAGAAUCGAUAGUCACGCCUCACGCCGCGUGCCUUCCCACUAGCCCCUCGGCAACACCUUGCCCGCUCGCUGCCACGGACCAACCGGAGGAUGCAGCAGCAGCGAUAGCUACUGAUGCCGCGGACAUGCACCCUAGUCCAGCGGCAUCCUGCCAACCUUGCGACACGGAUUUCGGGGCGUCUGCUUCUGCGGCUGAUGCCGUGGACGUCACAUGCAGUCCGGCGGCAACCCCUUGCCAGCUCAGCGCAGUGGACGACCUGGCGGAAGCGGCAGCAACGACAGCGUCUGAUGCCGCUGAUCUACAUCCCAGCUCCGCAGCAACGCUUUGCCAGCUUGGCGGCGUGGAUGGCCAGGCGGUUGCAGCAACGGUGCCAGAAGCGGCUGAUGCAGCGGAUGUUAAGCCUAGCCUGGCGGUAGCACCUUGCCAUGUCGACGGCACAGACGACCUGGCGGACGCUGCAGCGCCAACGGCACCUGACGCUGCAGGCCUCCAGCCUUACCCUGCAGCAGUACCUUGCCAGCUUGUCGCCAUUGAUGACCAGUUCGCCGCGGCACUUGCAGGUGGCGAUGCAGUCGACGUCCAGUGUAGCCUUGCGGCAGCGGGUUGCGCCCCCGACGCCAUGGACCAGCUGGCGGGUCCGGUAGCUGCAGAGGCUGAGAUCACGGACUUCCAUUUUAUCCCGAUUGCAGCGUCGCCUGCGCCUGAGGCUGCGGAUCUCCAGCCCAGUCCGGCAGCAGCAGAUGGCCAGCUCAGCGCCGUGGAGGACCAGGUGGAUACGGCAGCAGCAGCAGCGCCUGAGGCCGCGGACGUCCAGCCUAGUCCGGUCGCAGAUGGCCAGCAUGAUGCCGAUCUGGAGCUGAUCCCUGCAGCUGCAGCUUCUGCGUCCGAGGCAGAUACCGCUCAAGUGGCCCCGCCGGCAGAAGCCGAGCCAGAACCCGGUGCUGGCGACGAGCCCGUGGUCGUCAACGAUGAGAGCAUGCAGGAUGAGCUAGUGGAGGGCAGCGACGCUACAGGUGCAGGGGAUGCGAUGCCAAGUCCUUCGGAAAACACGCAGGUGGUGGGCACAUCGGCCACGCCGACCUCCGCUCCCGGCUGUUCAGUGGAGGCGGCGGGCCUAGCAGCAUCUGCACCGUUUUCAUCGGACGUCGAUGCACAGGCUGUCGUUGCCGGUGGCACGAUCGACGGCGCGGCUUCGACCUCCGCGGCCACUAUAGCACAUCGCCGCUCCAGUCAGCAUGACGCUGCACCCGUGUCCAGCCGGAUCUUGUCACCCAAGGCAAACAGGGAGCGAGCGAAGGCCGCUGCCCAGCAGGCAGCGCAAGUGCCGCACCGCCAAGGCAGCGCCGCCCAGCAGCAUCCCGCGGUACUCGCACCUGCCGCAGCGGUCGUGAGCCCUUGCCGUCACCGACCUAUCGCAUCCGAGGCCGUCGCCAUGCCGCCAGCCGCCAUUGCGGCCAAAGCCCCUGGUAUCAUGAGCCCCGUACGCGCAGCAAACCUGAUGAGUCCCACCCGCCGUGCAAGCAUGGUUACCAAGGCCGUCAGCUCGCCAGUCGCGAACAAGGCCGCCGCCGCUGCACCUGUCGUGGACCAAGCGGGUGCCGCGGAUGGGUCCAGCACGCCCUUUUUCCUCAAGCGCGUGCGGCCUGUCGUGUUUGGGUCGCCUCCUGUGACGCCCUUUGAUGCCAUUAAGGAUCGCCCGGUUGCGGACCGUGUUGCCCCUCUGCCUGCUCCGGCCCUGCAUGCAGCUGCCAGCAACGCUUCCGCGCCGGCGCCUGACGGCCCCUCGUCCGGGGGCGUAGUGGCCGCGCCCGCAGGUGGAGCUGCAGCCGCUCCUACCGUUCGCCGCGCAUCGGACCAUCAGCCUGCAACACAGCAGCAGACCAAGCGACCUGGCCCUGCAAAGGCAGGCAGUGCCGCGCCGGUCGCAACCGCAGGGGCCAAAGGGGCAGAUAGCAAUGUGGAGAGCAGGGCCCGUCCGGGUGCACGCGGCACCGUGCCUGCGACAAGGCAGCAUACGGCGGCUGACGCUCGCACUAAGCCAGACAGCCGCCCUAAGCCAGCUGCGCUGGCCAAACUGGCGGCAACAAAGGCAGCGAAGCCCGUCAUCCAAGCAGUGAAGAAGGACGAGACUGGGCGCCGUGCGUCAGCGGAGCCAACUGCCGCCAAAGCUGCGGGCGUCGGGCCGGAUGCGUCGACAAGCGCGCAGGUCGGCACGCAGCAGGCAGAAAUGCGGGUAAUCCUUACCCGCAAGGUCAUCGCCGCGGGGGCUGCCGGACCAGGCGCGACAGCCGGUCGGUAUGGUCGGACGCAGGCUGUAGCACCCGCUCCGUCGGCGGUGCCCGUCACUGGUGAUUCGGACGGCGACAGCCCCAAUAAGAUACCCCCUUCCAAGCGCCACGCUGCACUUACAACUUCACCGUCAAAGCGUCCGCGCCAGGAUGGCGAGGCUGCCGCUCCUUCAACGGCAACAGCAGCUGCUGCGGCGCCGUCACAACCCCUGGCUGGUAUCCCGUCUUCCACCCCAUCCGCUCCAGACGGCAGUGCUACCAAGGCGCCCGCUGCGCCGACCAGCGGCUCCACUCCCAGCAGCCCUAUGCUGCCGAGCAGCAGGGCCUCCCCGGCAGGCGCUCGCCCGUCUUCUGGGGGCUCGGCGCAGGAGCAGGCGGCGAGGCAUCUUUCUCCUGCGGCAUCGGCGCGGAGGUCCCCUGGAGGUGCAGCUGUGGCAGACGCUGCCAGGUCGCCAAGUUCCGUCGCUAAGCAGCAACCGGGAGCGCUCGGCGCCAACAUUGCUGCAGAUAUGGUGCCGCUGCUUCGCCAGCCUGUGGCUGUCCGCAGCCCGGCUGGGUCCUCGGGAGGUAGCAGGCCGGUGCCUAUCGGCGUUGCUCUUGCAGCUGCAGCGAACAACGCGGCUGCUGCAGGUGCAGUGCCUGCCAAGGAGCCAGCAAACGACACAGCUGCUGCUGCUGCACCCAAGGAUCUCAGCGCUGUAGAGGAAGCAGCGAAGCCGGCGCUUACGGUAGGUGAGUCGCAGCCAGCAGACAGUGCGAAGGAGGACGGCGCGAAGACUACGGAGCAGCAGACGGCCAAGGGUGUUCAGCCGGGCGAGCCGCAAGCCCGCAAGGCAGCGACUGGGUCACACCACACCGGCGCGGCUUCAGCUCCCAAGCCGGAUGCCAAGACGGCGGCGGCUGCCGGCGGUGGUGCAGGCAGUGCAGCCGCAGCCCGCGCUAGUCAACGCCCAGGGGCUGCAAACACCACCACUACGCGUCCCGUGCAGCCGGCAAAGGCGGCAACCGCUUCCAGCAGGCCCGCUGUUAAUCAGAAACCGGCUGCAGCGCCAAGCGCCGCCGCAGCCAAGGUGCCUGUUGCAUCAGCAGGCGGGGCAGCUGGUGCAAGCAAGGCAGGAGCCAUUGUCCGGCCGACUGUGAAGGAGUCUGGUCAGCAGCGCAGCGGUGGUAGCGGCAGGGCGGAGCCAACUGGCGUCGCUAAGCCUUCUGGUCACGGCAGCACCCAGUCCGCUGCGGUGCGCAGUGCCGUGAACAUGCAGCAGAAGCAUGACGUCCGCAGCGGCUCGGCCCCUGGCGCUGGAGCGCAGAGCGAGCAGGCGCGGCUGGCGGUAGCGCGAGGCCCCAGGCAGGAGGAGCAGCAACGUCGGCAGCCUGGGGCUGCCCCGGCGCGGCUGACAGCAGGACAUACAGCACCACAGCAGCUGCUGCUGCCUAACCCCUUUGCCAAGCCCUCAGCGGCCGCUAGCGCCCUCGUCCCAUCAGCGGUGGCGCAUGCCUCGCAGCCAACUGCCAAGGGGAAGGCAGCUCCUCGCGCCAGCACCCCUCCGCAACGGAAGCCGGGCCUUGGAGCCAUUGCCAGCCCCGUCUCCAAACCUUCGCCGAGCAAAGCUACUGUGGUUGCUCCUCGUCCGCUGGCGGCCUCCAAGGACGCGGCAAAGAAGGAGGCUAAACCUGCUCGCCAGCCGGCAGCCGCAGCGACCAAGGCCCCCAGUGCCGAGCCAGCGCUGGCUAAGAAGCCUGCGAAGGUGGCAGUGGCGGCACCACAGCCCUCUUCCGCCGCCGCCAGUUCAGAAAAGACGGCGGUGGAGGAGGAAGGAACCGUGGCAGGCGCCAACGAGACGGCCUUCCCGGCGGCCUCCGACAACGGUGCUGGUGGUGCUCCAGAGGUCAUCUCGCAGCAGGAGUGCGAGGCACCAAGUGGCAGCGAGAAUGUAGCCGAGAGCCUGCAGGAUCCCGAGCCCAUGGCCAUGACGCCCCUGCGCCCGGCGCCCUUGGAGAUGCCAGCAGCUGAUCAACGGGAGGCAGGCCCCGCUAAGGGUGACAGCGGUGACCAGGAUGCGCAUGCGCCUCCGGAUGCGGCGAUGGAGACGACGCCGAAGCCCGAGCGCCCGGACCUGAGUUGGCUGGUGGACAGCAGCCCGUGCGCCAGCCUAGCUGCAACACCGUACGGCUUUACGGACGCGGGCAACGGGCAGGGAUUUAGCUUCCCCGUCGACGAGCCCCAGGACAGCAACGUGCCGCUGGACGCAACCUUUGCCAACGCCUUUGGUUUUGGUGGUGGCGGCGAGAGUGCGUCCCCGGCAGCGGAGCAGCCGGUCUUCGCACCCUGCAUGGGCGACUCUAUCUCUCUUUCGCCUGUCGGUGCUCUGCUCCAGAACACCGUUAGCGACGAGACGGACUGCGUGCCCAUGUCGGUUGACAGGCCGCCGGCGCCACAAGGAGUUCUAGCGGGACGUGAGGCCACGCCGAUCAGCCUACGCUUGAAGCCGUCUGGCGAGGUUUCCAUGCUGACGCCUGGGCCAGUGUUCCAGUUUGCGGCGCCGCCGCCUGCCGCAUCCAAGCAAGGCAACGACGGCAGCACUCCCGUCCUCUUCCCGCAACCCAAGCUGCGCUUCUCCUGGGAUCCCACCGCACCAGGCGCCACGUUGCCUGUCCCUGGCGGUCUCUACACAUCCCCGGGCAUGGCAAUCAGCGGCUUUGGGAGCAUGGGCUCCGCUGCUGCAGGCGAGGCUACCCCCACCAGCACCGCAGCCGCUGCCGGUAGCUUUGGCCCGGGAAAGGCGGCUGGCGCAAGCUCCGGAGGCCCCAGUGCUCAGGCUGCGAAUUCCGCAGAUCGUGACCUGCCCGAAUACCUUAACCCAGUUAAGUGCGCUUCACCCGACGCGCCCGUGCAUGUCAACUUUGCCAGCGCGGGCACCGGGGCCGUAGGCGGCGGUCCGGGGGCUGGUGCUGGUGGCGUGGAGGAUGGGGGAAUGGUGAUGUUUGGUGGCGGGUGGGCAAGACCGGGCCGGGUGGCUCAAGACAGCUAUGAUGAGUUGAGGAUUUCCAGUGUGUCGAGCUGGCCCAUGCUUCAGCGUUAAGGGUCGGUUACAGCUAUGAAGGCAGUAGCCGAGGGGGUAAUCUGGGGUAAUGUAACAUAAGAUGUGCGUAGGAGAAGGUAACAGGGCGCUGGCGGUUGCGUCGAACUGUGCGCGCGUGAUCGAUGUUUAGGUAAUACAUACAUAGGUGGAGCCAAGAUGUCAGUCUCAUGAGAACUGGGCUAAGUUGCGUCCUCGAGCAUCGGGGCCAAAGCUCCUCUACAAGGCAUGUCCAGUCCUGCCGUACCGCGGGUCCAUUACUAAACAGACGAGGAAGGUUGCAUCCUUCAGAGCUUGCGUAGUUGGGUUCAAGCUUGUAAUAGUUCUGCGUCUUAGAUAUAUAAGGAAAAUUACUACUGCGCUAGAUUGGACGCCAGCUGACAUCGGUGACGAGUUUGCUGCAACCGCAUAAGUGAAAAAAUGGAAAUUGAUGUUCCUAUUAAAGAAGAAGUGGUACAGGAACAGCGGGUCAUCCUUGGGGCACCAGCAGAUGCAAUGGAAACAGAGCGCCCACGUGGGGAGCCGGGACCACCGCAAGAGGCCAGCACAAGCAUCCAGGCACAGCAGCAGACCGCGCCUUUGGGUCGGCUCUCCGGACUUUCGCGGCGUUACAGCUUGUUGGAGCUAACUCAGAUGGGUGAAGGCUUCGAAGUCAAGCAGCAGCUGGAUUUGUUGCAGGCACGCCUUCGACAAGGUGCUCUCCUCUUUCAGCCAACUAUAUGCAAACCACGUUCAACUACCAUCCGCGAAAUAGAGUUCCUGCACGAGCUUGGGAUAAGCGUACCAGACUGGCACUCCCAUAGAACCACUCGAAGCCGCCCGGCGCACACCUCGUCCCACGGGCAUUUACGAGGGAACCCCCGCGCAAGACCGGCGCCGCAACACCACAUGGCCAGCGGGAAGGUUGGGAACGCGAUCAAGCUGCUACGCGCUGUCAAAAGCAAAGCAAACGGGUCAGGACGCACGUACACAUCCAAAUACCGCGGCGUGCACCAAACCUUCCCCACGAAGCGCUGGGAGGCCCAAUUCCGGCGCAACGGCAAACCCACUUCGCUCGGCUGCUUCGAUAACGAGGAGGAGGCAGCGCGCGCGUACGACAAGAUGAUGCUGUGGUGCGAGCUGCACAACGCGGCGGGCGUGAAGAGCGGCAUCACCAACUUUGAUGCCACGGAGUACGAAAAGGACUUUGCCUGGCUGCAGGCUGUCAGCCAGGACGAGCUCAUCGAGACACUGCGCGGCGAGGGUCGGCGCCAGGCGGCGCACCGCAUGAUGCGCCAGAAGCGCGAGGGCGGUCAAACAGACGCCACCACCGAGGACUUUGAGGAGCAGGCGCCCGCGCACACCGGCCCCAGCCUCAGCCUCGGGCAGCCGCCGCUGCCGCAGCAGCCGCUAGCACAGCAGCAGCAGCAGCUCCUGCCGCAGCAGGCACACCGAUCGCAGCCGCCGGAGCCGCAGUCGCGGCCAGGGCUGGUCCCGACGCAGAGCGGGCCCCAGCAGGUGCUACCGCCGCUGGGGCUGCUGGCGCCGCAGUCGUCCUUGCAGGCGGUGGACCUAGGGGCCUCAGAGGCGGCGGUGCAGGGAGCAAGCGCGAGUGCGGCUGGGGAUGCGGCGGGGUUGCAAUCUGCAGCAAGCGGCCAGGAGGGCCUGGCGGGCGGUGGCGCAGCGGCGUUGCUGGAUGCGACGGCACAUGUGGCAGGGAGCGCUGUGGCGGAUGUGGCCAUGGGGGAAGCAGGCGCCGCUGGGGCCGACGGGAGCAAAGUGGAGCCGCGUAGAGGGGUAGCGGCGCCUGCAGGGGUGGCGGGCUCGGGUCUUGACGUGCUGACCAGCGACGAGUAUCUGUUGGACGUGUGAGAGGGCCGUUGAGGGCGGCGGGGUUGUGCAACGGAGUUGAGGUUCAUUGGGCCACAGGAAACUGACAGACCGACAAUGGGGGUUAUCAUGCAAAUGGUGGGUUUCGUGGGUUGGUGGUGGGAAGGGCCGAGGAAGGGAGGGGACGCGACACACGAGUUGGGCUAGGCUCGCUGCGACAUGCAUCUUACAGCAAGAUGCGCAUGGGGGUGGUAAGCGAGUUUGGAUUCAUUCAAUGGCCAGCAACAUGCUGGUGUGGGGUGGGGAACUGGUUUGGGCUAUCGUGUCGUUUGUGCAGGAGGGUUGCUGCCCGCUGCAGGUGCGGCAUGGCUUUGAGUGAGAGAAGGCAGUUUGUGUUUUGUUGGCCUUCAGUGCGGCGUGUGCGGAGCUUUGUAUGGUUUGAAGCGCAACGUUAUCCUUCAUGAGCCUGUUGCAUUGACUACUUCCGGGGCUCUGUACGUCCUGUGUUGCAACUGCUGUAUUAAGACACAAGGACGGACUUGUAAAGGACGGCCCCAGCCGUAUUAUGCGUUGCAUCAGACGGUGCUGCAGAUUAUGCCGUUACGGAGAGUGCAAAUGUUAAAUCCCGGCUUUGGGCACUUAUGCCAAUCUUACACGGCUGUAACGCAUAACUGACUGGGCCCAACAAAUUCGUCAUCAGCUCGUAAAUGCAGCAAUGAAAGUAAGAGCAGACGCUCAUAUCCUUCGACUUAUUUUUGUUGCGGUCUGCUGUCUUUGUACUGUUUGGCUUGUUCGGUCUCCAUCCCAGUUGGCAGCAGCGCUCUACGCACCGAACCUCAAGGCCUCUGGAAAAACGGGCAACUCAGGUGCUAAAGCAGCUGUAAAUAUGGGCAAGGCGGAGGCUCUGAAUGAGAUUAAGGCGGCGAUCUCCGCGAACAAGGUGAUGGUCUACAGCAAGUCCUACUGCCCCUACUGCACCAAGGCCAAAAACGCUCUCAACCAAUUCAUCAGCCCCAGCAAGUACACCGUUGUAGAGCUGGAUCAGCGUGGCGACACAGAUGCGAUGCAGGACGCAUUGCUAGAGGUCACGGGCGGCCGCAGCGUGCCUCGCGUUUUCAUCAACGGCCGCUUCAUCGGCGGCGGCGACGACACGGCGGCGGCCGCCGCUAACGGCUCCCUGCAGAGGAUGCUGUCGGAAGCGGGUGUGCUGUAGUGUGGAUGUAGCGUUGACGGAAUGUUGAUCGAGUGCUUGGAUGACGAGGGAAAGCGGCGGGGUUAGGGCUACAGCGUUCAUGGUUUGCAAGGACUGUUGUCGUUGGCGUUGUGUUGGGGGGUGUUGAUCUGUUGAGACAGAAAGGUGCUCUUCCUCCGUGCAUACCAAUUUACCAAGCAUGCACUCGAAUUGGUCGGGCUCGGUAUUGUGGUUGGGCUCGGUACUGGGUAACAUUUAGUGGUUGGGCUCGGUAUUGCGUAUAGCUAGCAAUUUAGAGCAGCUGUGGAAUGGCGUGUGGCAGGAAAAAAUACGCAGGAUGGGGGACGUGGCAAUCGCUGCAGUUAUACCUUGACAUUGCAAGUACCGGUAUUUGAAGGAUCACUCCGUAUCGCUGUCUGAGCCCACCAAUGACACGCACGCGCGCGCGCUGCUUCACAGCAUGGCAGGCACG
Molecule: messenger RNA, 12126 nt
Organism: Astrephomene gubernaculifera
Lineage: Eukaryota; Viridiplantae; Chlorophyta; Chlorophyceae; Chlamydomonadales; Astrephomenaceae
Source: the annotation of a GenBank genome assembly